AUGCAACCCCCAACCACCCCCUCACAAUCCGACCUCGCCAGCAUCCGCACUGUAGUCAACACACUCCUCACGGCCCUCCACGCCAAAAACAUCCCCCAAAUGCUCUCAACAAUCCACCCGGACGCCCACAGCCUGACCUCUCACGCCGGCAAGUUCGAGUCGCGGCCUUCAACUACGCAUAUUGAGGACACUGGGAGACAUACAGCAGAUCUAGAGGAGGUAUUUGUGGAGCCGUGGGAUGUUAGGGUGUGGGGAAAGAUGGGUGUUGUGCUUGCGAUGAGUCAGAUUAGUGUUGAGGGGAGGGUCGUGAUGAGGGGGUGGAAUUGUGUUGUUCUGCAUAAAUUUGCGGUGGGUGGGGAGGAGGGAGGAGAAGGACAAGGGGAGGGGUGGAAGAUCACAGCUAUCACUGACUGCUUGGUGCCGGCGGAGGGGUAG
Molecule: messenger RNA, 435 nt
Organism: Cyphellophora attinorum
Lineage: Eukaryota; Fungi; Ascomycota; Eurotiomycetes; Chaetothyriales; Cyphellophoraceae
Exons: 1
Coding region: 1-435 (144 amino acids)
Source: RefSeq, a predicted model, not a curated record